AUGUUCUGGGGACCCACAGCCCGGAGUUGUCCCGGGGACCCCCACACCCCGGAGUUGUCCCGGGGACCCCUAGACCCCAAAAUAUCACUGUGGACCCCCAGACCGCGGAGUAUCACUGUGGACCGCCUUGCGUCCACCGUCUGCGUCACCUCAGCGGAUUACCGAGGAACUGUCCGUCCCUUCGUCAACUUCAACCCAAAAUCAGAUGCCGAGUUCCUGAACAAGGCUAUGAAAGGAAUAGGAACGGACGAGGAUGCGGUGCUGAUGCUGCUGACGGCUCGUAGCAACGGCCAGCGACAGGAGAUCAAAGAGGCCUAUAAGAAGAGCUACAAGAAGGACCUGGUGAGCCAUCUGAAGUCUGAGCUGGACGGUUUGUUUGAGAGUCUGAUCGUAGCGCUGAUGACCCCCCCGAUCCUCUACGAUGCCUCGCUGCUGAACAAGGCCCUCAAGGGUGCAGGGACGAACGAUGAGGUUCUGAUCGAGGUCCUGGCGUCGCGGAGCCCAGAGCGGCUGAAGGAAGUCAUCAAGACCUACAAGAAAGAGUUUGGCAGGAAGCUUGAGAAAGACAUCAUGAGCGACACGUCGGGCCACUACGAAAGAUUCCUGCUAGUCCUCCUUCAGGGGAACAGGGAAGAAGGGGUUAACGAGGGAAAGAUUGAGAAAGACGCCAAGGACCUGUUUGAGGCAGGAGCCUCCAAGGUUGGAACAGAUGAAGAGGUGUUCAUCUCCAUCCUGGGCAAGAGGAGUCAUGAACACCUGAGACUGGUGUUCGCUGCCUAUAAGAAGCUGGCCGGGACUGACAUCGAGGAGAGUAUCAAGAGCGAGACCACCGGUAACCUGGAGAACCUCAUGGUGGCCAUCGUGAAGUGCGUUCGAAGUGUUCCCGCCUAUUUCGCUGUGUCGCUUUAUGGAUCCAUGAGGCGUGCGGGGACGGACGACGGGACCCUGAUCCGGGUCAUGGUGUCCCGGAGCGAGGUGGACAUGUUGGACAUCAGAGAGGUCUUCUGCCAAACCUACAAAGUGUCGCUGUACAACACCAUCCAGGAGGACACCAAGGGGGACUAUGGGAAGGCUCUCCUCUACCUCUGCGGCGGGAACGACCGCGCCAGAGACUUCUGAUGAUGCCCCCUCUGGGAACUGGACCUGGGCCGGGACUGGGACCUGGACCGGGACCACCUCCUCAUCGACCCCCGUCUGUUGUCGUGGACGUCAGCCAUCGCCGGGAGU
Messenger RNA from Gadus chalcogrammus (walleye pollock), 1227 nucleotides. RefSeq names its product annexin A5a (gene anxa5a). Gene Ontology annotation, cellular component: cytoplasm. NCBI's taxonomy places the organism in Eukaryota, Metazoa, Chordata, Actinopteri, Gadiformes, Gadidae. Bases 1 to 1119 code for a protein of 372 amino acids. The record is from RefSeq and is a predicted model, not a curated record. The transcript is spliced from 12 exons. Gene Ontology annotation, molecular function: calcium ion binding; calcium-dependent phospholipid binding.